AUGAGCCCAACAGCCCAUAGCCACAGACCAAGAGCCAGAGCCAAGAGCAACCAAGAGCAAUGGAGCCAGAGGAGCCCAAAGCAAGAUGCCCAAGAUGCUCCAAGAAGCCCCAAGAGCCCAAGAGCCCAAGAGCGCAAGAGCCCAAUUAGCCAGAGCCCAGAGCCCCAAGAGCCAGAGCCCACCCAAGGAGCAAGAGCCCAAGCCCCAAGAGCCAAAGAGCCCAGAGGCCCCAACGAAGCCAGAGCAAAGAGCCCCAGAGCCCAAGAGCCAAGAGCCCAAGAGCCCAAGAGCAGAGCCAGGCCAAGCCCAAGAGAGCCCAAGAGCAAGAGCGCAAAGCCAAGAGCCAGAGCCCAGAGCCAAGGAGCCAAGAGCCAAGAGCCAAAGAGCCCAGAGCAAGAGAAGAGCCCAAGAGAGCAAGAGCCAGAGCAGAGCCCAGAGCCAAGAGCCCAAGCCAAGAGGCCCAAGAGCCCAAAGCCCAAGAGC
Messenger RNA from Pomacea canaliculata, 483 nucleotides. RefSeq names its product pollen-specific leucine-rich repeat extensin-like protein 1. The annotation marks the transcript as partial. The record is from RefSeq and is a predicted model, not a curated record. Lineage: Eukaryota; Metazoa; Mollusca; Gastropoda; Architaenioglossa; Ampullariidae. The transcript has 3 exons.